AGGAACGCCCUGCCGAGAGCCGCCGCGCGCCUUCUCCUGCCCGCUCGCGCGCGCGGGUCCUUCACUGGGAAUGUAGCAGGCUGAGCUAUGGAAAAGAAACCGCACUCCGUGCGGAGAGAGCCUCCCCCAAGGGAGGUGCCGGCGCUGGCACCGGCGCUGCUGCUGGCGGCCGUCCUCUUCCUCAACGGCCUCCUCUACCUCUACCUCAGCAAUGGGCACGGCUCUUCGGAACGCGCCGGCCCGGACCCCAGCCUCUGCCCCCUGGGGUCCUUCAGACUAGGAGCAGGGAAGAAUUGCUCCCCGUGGCUCUCGUGCGAAGCCAUAAGUAAGGAAGUGAGGAAACUCAAGCGCGUUGGCGAAGGAGCAGUGAAAAAGGUGUUUCUUUCUGAGUGGAAGGAAAACAAGGUGGUCCUUUCGCAGCUCACCAGCCUGGAGCUGCAGGACGACUUUCUGCACGGGCUGAAGAUGCUCAGAGCGCUGCAGAGCAAGCACGUGGUGCGGCUGCUGGGCUACUGCGAGCAGCAGUUCACCAUCCUCACGGAGUACCACCCGCUAGGCUCCCUCCGGGGCCUGAACGAAACUCUGAGCAUGCCCAGGUACAAGGGCUUCAACACGUGGCACCGCAGGCUCGCGCUUGCCAUAGACUACGUGAGCAUCAUCCGGUUCCUGCACGGCAGCCCGCUGGGCACCCUGGUGAUGUGCGACUCCAACGACCUGGCCAAGGUGCUCUCCCAGUAUCUCCUCAGCAGCGACUUCCACGUCCUGGUCAACGACUUGGAUGCGCUGCCGCUGGUGAACAGGAGCGCCGGCGUCCUGGUGAAGUGCGGGCGCCGGGAGCUGCGGGGCGAGUUCGUGGCGCCCGAGCAGCGCUGGCCCCACGGGGAAGAGGUGCCGUUUGAUGACGACCUCAUGCCCGCCUAUGACGAGAAAACGGACAUAUGGAAAAUCCCCGAUGUCGCCAAUUUUCUCUUGGGCCACGUAGAAGGGAGUGACAUCGUGCGGCUGCAUUUGUUUGACAUCCAUGCAGCAUGCAAGAAGAAGGACCCAGCUGAAAGGCCUUCGGCCCAAGAGGUCUUAGACACCUACAGGAAAGUUUUGACUCUUCUUAUUCGGGAGGCCGCCGUGCCCGGUACGAGGGAAAUGUUGUAGUGAAUCACGGGACAGACACCGAAGUUGCUGUCCUGCCUAUUUAUUUUAACUUGCCUGAAGAUUAUACAAGAGCAAAAUCUCUAUUCCCUAAACUGAAAAGAUAAUAAAACAAAAUUGAAAACA
Messenger RNA from Nothoprocta perdicaria, 1272 nucleotides. RefSeq names its product protein-O-mannose kinase (gene POMK). The record is from RefSeq and is a predicted model, not a curated record. The coding region runs from base 88 to 1149 and encodes 353 amino acids. Gene Ontology annotation, molecular function: ATP binding; carbohydrate kinase activity; protein kinase activity. The transcript has 2 exons. Gene Ontology annotation, biological process: protein O-linked glycosylation; protein phosphorylation; carbohydrate phosphorylation. Gene Ontology annotation, cellular component: endoplasmic reticulum membrane. Lineage: Eukaryota; Metazoa; Chordata; Aves; Tinamiformes; Tinamidae.